This is a messenger RNA of Acanthaster planci (crown-of-thorns starfish), 4126 nucleotides long. RefSeq names its product dermatan sulfate epimerase like (gene dsel). Gene Ontology annotation, molecular function: chondroitin-glucuronate 5-epimerase activity; sulfotransferase activity. The record is from RefSeq and is a predicted model, not a curated record. NCBI's taxonomy places the organism in Eukaryota, Metazoa, Echinodermata, Asteroidea, Valvatida, Acanthasteridae.
ACUUCACUGAAAAGUUUGGCGUGACCAAGGUUGGCGGAAGUUUGCCACGUCGUGAUUUGCUUCUGCUAGCUGCCUUAUUUUUGAAAGAGGAUAGCACGUACUGAUGACCGAAAGCAGAUGCCAUUGGCUUGAGGAAAACAACGCUGAUCUGUGUUGCCCGUGUCCCCUUACAAAAUAUUAUACGAAGAUGAUGGUUGCCAGGUGACCUCUGACCUCAAGGGUCCACCAGGCCAUGUGCAGUAUGGCCUUGGACAGAAUUUACAGUUGGAGAGGUGCGGCCUAUCUGGCCACGCCCAUGUCUUGGGGCGGAGCUUUUCAGUUGUGGUUUGGUCUUGCAGUAGUAUCGAUCCUCAGAGUGACUAGCUGCGAGUCGCAAUUCACCACCCACCCAAUGCUGUUUUACAGCAGGGAUCAGAUCCCAAGCUUGCGACGCCAAGCCAGGACCACCCACAGUAACAUUGCCGGCGUGCUUGAGGAGGCGGCGCGGACCAUGCUCAGCAACCAGCGCCAUUACCUUCCCUCCUCUGACUAUGAAACCUUCGGCGGCCGCUGGAACGAAGUCUACGGCAACAACCUGGCAGCCCUGGCCAUGUACUGUGUGGUGUACCCCGAGGAUCACGACGCCAGAGAUUUCGCAUUCAAAUACAUGGAUAUCAUGGCCUCGUUACCCAAGUGGCAGGUCAUCAGUGCACCCAAGGACGAGGUUCCAGUAGCCCAUUCCUUGACGGGGUUUGUCACAGCUUUUGAUUUCCUGUAUCCAGUCCUAGGUAAAGAGAGACGUGCCUUAUACUUGGGGAGAAUCAUCGAGGUUACCGAAGAAAUGUACAAGUAUUCCAGAACCCGAAACUGGGGCAGUCAGUACAUACAGAAUCACGUAGCCACUAAUUACCUGUCAUUGCUGCACGGAAGUCUGGUUGCCUCGAUACACCAAGUGCCGAACGCGGACAAGUGGGUCCAGCAUGUGCAGGAGAACUUUGGGAAGACCAUGAGGCUUCUCAAUCAUGUCAUUGAUGGGUCGCUGGAUGAAGGCGUGGCGUACGGCAGCUACACGUCCCGCUCCGUCACCCAGUACGCUUACCUGGCGCUGCGCCACUUAGGGGUGGACUACACGCAGGAUUUGUGGAUGAAGGAGCAUUUCUGGUUCUAUUACAACACCAUCAUGCCCAACUUUGAGCGCACCGUGGGCAUCGCCGACAGCAACAGCAACUGGUUCUACGGCCCCGAGAGCCAGCUAGUCUUCCUGGACACCUUUGUCAUGCGGAACGGGUACGGGAACUGGCUGGCCCAGGAGAUACGCAAGCACCGCGUGAUGGAGAGGAAGUCACGGCUGGCGCCGUCGGAAUCGCAGCGCUGGUGCACCCUCCACACGGAAUUCCUGUGGUACGAUCCGACAGUCUCCCCUGUGGCCCCUCCCCGCAGCGGGACGCAUGACCUCCACAUGUUCAGCGACUGGGGUGUAGUCACAUAUAGCAAGGUGGACCCCAGCUUGACUGACGAUACUUUUCUCGCUUUCAAGUCCGGCAAGAUGCACGGGAGGGGGAUUUUUGACCUGGUCCAGAAAGACAUGUACGCCUCGUGGGUCAACAAAUGGAAGAGUUUCAACCCGGGUCAUGAACACCCCGACCAGAACAUGUUUGUGUUUGCCCCGAACGGACAGCCGUUCAUCACCGACGGCCUGUACGGGCCCAAGUACUCGUUCUUGAACAAUGUGAUCAUGUUCUCUCCUUCACCAACGAGUGGUUGCUUCCAGCCGUGGGAGGGACAGCUGGGAGAGUGCAAGAAGUGGUUGGACUGGCGCAAGGAGGAAGCUGCGGAGUACGGCGGGGAGUUGAUCACGGCAAGCACUAGUGACGGUAUGGUGCAUCUGAGCGGCGAGGCGGCAGACGGCUACAAUUCCAAGAUGAGACUGAAGUCGGUCUACCGCAGUCUGGUGCUCCUCACUCCCGGCCUCCUGGUGGUCCUGGACCACAUUCAGACCCGGUCUAAGUCGCCGCUGACCCAUGCUGCGGCAUUCUUCAACAACGUGGAGAAUACCUUUGAGCAGGAGCGGCUGGGGAGACUGUACGGCGCCAAGGCGACCAUCAAGGGGGAGGACUACAAGAUGUUCUGGGUCAGUCCCGAGGGCCGCAGCCCCAAAGCCUCCUUCUCCAAACAGUCUCAUCCCUCGGAGUUCAGGUCCCGCGAGACCAAUUUCGUCAAUAUCACCUUCAAAUUGAGACCCCGUCUGACACGGAUGGCCUUUGCGUUCUGCGGCCCUUCUGAAAAAAUCGUCGACAUGAGCUUCCAAGACGUCAAGGAAAAUGGUGUUUCAUUUGAGAUACAGACCGAGAAAAUGAAAUAUACGAUCAACACAGUAACAAGGCACAGUGAUCCGAGGACGCGUCAAGAAUUCCUGGGCUACCCGGGAUAUGUGUCCGUGCAAAAAGGAACACAUCUUAUCAAGUUUGGUGUCAACAGUACACUUGAAGGGACCAGGCACAAGAGACACAGAAACUGGGAUCUAUUCACCAUGAUGAGUCUCUCUCUGGGAGUGGUAAUGCUCGGGUUGGUGGUGCUGUAUUUAAUCAACCGUCGCUUCCGAAGGAUCGUCCCAAAGAACAGAAACCUCUUCCUUGGUGUGGUACUGCUCUGCUGCUUCACCCUGGUGGCUUUACUCUCUACCACUUGCCAGAGUGAGUCCUGUGACCCAACGCCGGUGGCCCACGAGACCACAGUUUUGACGCCUUCCCCCAAGCUUCCCUCGGUCGUCGUCACAUCUCUCCCCGGGUCCGGCUCAGAAAUCCUUGGCUGGCUGUUCUACCGCAACCCCGACUUCCUUCACAUAAAAAUACCAUCAGACGCGGUCAAACUGCCGGAGACCACACGCUUAAAAGUCAGCCCUUUCCUAGAUGCUUGCGUCUGGACAGAGAAAGACGUGACUAGAUUUCCUGCCCUGACCAAUAGGAUCAAAAUGCUGCGCUGGAGCAGGCAUAGGGUUUUUGAGGGAGCUAGUUGGCCCAUUCGCUCCUUUGAGGAUUUAGACCUGAACAAAUCUGGUCAUCAGCCAAUGAGCAAUAGCAAACAAAACAGUGUUUCAGAGGACGCAAUCAGGAGGAAAAUACAUGCGAAAUCAGCCGAUCAGUCCUCAGAAAAUGCCGGGGAUAUCCAGUAUAAAGUUUACCAGACCGCCGACUUUCUGGAGCACGCCGUCCGAUACCCAAACGCCCAGAGCGUGCUCCACUUCGAGAGCGGGAGCUGGGGCCUGAAGCUGCAGUGGCUGCAGGGCAUCCUGGGGGACACCAUGCGCAGCGUCCACGUGAUCCGUGACCCGCGUGGCUGGGUGGCCAACUACGUCCGUAGCAACCUGAAGCUGUACACCUUCAUGGACGUGGCCCGGCACAUCCAGGUCCUAGCCCAGCAGCUGCAGGCCCCCUGCCAGUUCGAGGGCCUGGACAGUAACCGCUUCUACGACCUUCUGGGCACCCCGCACAAGUUGCUGGCCACCCUGUGGGCAGCUUACAUGGACCAGUUGCUGGACACCGUCGGUAGCUUGAGGGGCCAGUACCGGAUUGUGAGGUACGAAGAUUUGGUGCGAUCACCCAGGAGUAUGGCAGACAACAUCUACAAAUUCAUUGGUCUCCCUCUUCCGCCAGCCAUGCAACAUCAGAUGGUCCAGGCCGCCCACUCCGGCGUCUACCAGAGCCCGCAUGAGGGGGUGGUCCUGCCGUCCGCGCUAGAUAACUGGGAGACGGAGCUGACGAUGAGACAGAUCCGAGAUAUCGAGGCCAUCUGCCAGAAGGGGAUGAAACGACUUGGAUACAGUCCAAUGGAAGUAGAAACAUGAGCAGGAAUGCUGUUGCUACGGUACAUGUACGUUACAGGUUUGAGAAUGCAUCAUUUGUUCAAAGUUACUGAUAGAACUGUGAAAAUACAACUUUGAUUUUUAAUCAUCAUUUGUAAAAUGAUAACAAAGUUCCUGAUGUUGAAACUAUGCAAGCUUGUCAAAAUCAUAAAUGUUCACUCUUGUAUCAGAGCUAGGCCAGUAGAUAUGGCCAAUGUGACGUGACACGUGACCUGUCACAACAAAAUGAGAGUCAAGUCACAUCCCCCUCUUUCCUAUUUUGAGGGUUCAAAGUCAUAUUGAAGU